Leucoraja erinaceus (little skate) is the source of this 1380-nucleotide messenger RNA. RefSeq names its product RNA-binding protein 4B-like. The transcript is spliced from 4 exons. NCBI's taxonomy places the organism in Eukaryota, Metazoa, Chordata, Chondrichthyes, Rajiformes, Rajidae. The record is from RefSeq and is a predicted model, not a curated record. Gene Ontology annotation, biological process: mRNA splicing, via spliceosome. Bases 154 to 1263 code for a protein of 369 amino acids. Gene Ontology annotation, molecular function: zinc ion binding; mRNA binding. Gene Ontology annotation, cellular component: nuclear speck; cytoplasm; nucleus.
UCGGAGUCGGAGCCGGAGCCGUUUGUUUUUGUUGUUUUUAAACCCGUUGUUUAUCGCUCAGUGUUUUCUAACCCCCUCCCUCCUCUCCUCACCUCUCAUCUCCUGCUUCAUCCGUUAUUCCGGCUGCGAAACGCUCCGAAAAGAAGUAGGAAGAUGGUGAAGAUAUUCGUGGGCAACUUGUCGCGGCCCACAACCGUCGACGAGAUCCGAUCCCUGUUCGAGAAGUACGGGCCGGUCAGCGAGUGCGACCUGAUCAAGAAUUAUGGCUUUGUGCACAUGAAGGACAGGGAGGCAGCAAAGGAGGCAAUUGAGAAUCUGCAUCACUAUAAGCUGCAUGGCGUCUGCAUCAAUGUCGAGGCCAGCAAGGGUGGGUCCAAGUCGUCCACCAAACUUCACGUGGGUAACUUAGGCAGUGGUUGCACCAGCCAGGAGCUGCAGGCCAAAUUUGAGGAGUAUGGGACGGUCCUGGAGUGCGAUAUCGUUAAGGACUACGCCUUUGUGCAUUUGGAGAGGAGUGAGGAUGCCAUGGAAGCCAUCAGGGGACUCGAUGGCACAGAAUUCAAAGGCAAACGGCUGCAAGUUGAACUGUCCAAGAGUCGGCUGCGGAUGCAACCUGGGAUGGGCGAAAAAAACGGCUGUUUCCGGUGUGGUAAAGAAGGCCACUGGUCUAAAGAGUGUCCCAAAGAUCAAGGCGGUCUCGAAAGCAGUUUUGAUGGCAACUUCUCACGCGAUUACCUAGAUCCUUUUUCGAUGACCGCGCGCCCCAUAGCUGGGUAUGGAGACCGCCCUCUAUACGAUGAGCGAUACGGGGCCGCCGACUACUACGAGAAGUAUCGGGCAGGAUCAUAUGGAGCAGUCGGAGAUCCUUAUGGACAAGCAGCACAAUAUACGGCAAUUGGCACUUCCCUGCGAGAUCGUAUCCCCGGUGCGGUAAACCUAUACGAGCGGCGGCCAUUGUCGACUCCCUCUGCCUAUUACGGUCGCGACAGGAGCCCUAUACGACGGCAAGCGUCCAUGUCUGCUGUGGGCAGUGGAUAUGGGUUCGAGCGCGGUGGGCUUUCUCCAUCUGAGUAUGACCAUACAAAUACUGCCGCGAGGGAUGCGUACGCUGCUGCUCAGUACUCUGCAGCUCCGUACUCAGCAGCACAGUACACUGCCGCACAGUAUUCUGCUGCUCAAUACUCUGCCGCUCAGUACUCUGCCGCGCAGUACUCUGCUGCUGCCGCCGCCCAGUACCCUCGUGCUCAGUACCCCACAUACUAACUUAAGGUUUGCUUUGCAUCGUGACGAGAGCCGCGGGUCCCCUUGGUACGUGCAGAAACUCGGGUCAUAUCUUUUGCUUGUUGGUUUUAGUGUGGACACAUGUUAGUGCGACACUAA